UAAUGUCACAUAAAGAGGUUGAAAACUAACCAAUGCAUGGAAGUCCUCCAGAUUAGUAAUUGGCUGAAGGACCUAUAGAAAACCGUUAAUGUCGUGAUUUCAUUUGCUUAAUUUUAUUUGUUGGAGCAACUGUCGCAUUUGUUGUAAUUAUAUCAAUGGGAUUCAAUCAAGGGAAACCAGAAAGAUUAAGUUAUGCGUAAUAUUAAUAUUCUAAUGAUAGUUAUGACCCUAAUGGCAGAGCAUGUGGACAUGAUGAUGGAGUUUUUAAUGCUCCUUACAUCUAUUUAGUAGCACCUUUAGUAGGUUAUCUAAACAGAUCAGUUUGUGUUACUAAAUGUCCGAAUUGGCAGGAGGGAGGAAAAUAACCAACACGGUAAAACAAAAAUUUGAAUUUUAGUUUAGAAUGUGUUGUAAAUAAAGUUAUAACAAACUGUUCUGAAAGAUAUUCAUAUGAUGGAGUGACUGAUAUAAGAGAUUUCGAUACAAAUUAUUUGAUUAAUUCAGAUAAUUAUGCCAAUACACCAUCAGUUGAAAAAUUAUUUAACUAUUCAACAUUUAUUUAUAAUUCAACUAGUGUUUUAGAUAGAUUGUGUAUACCAGCAGGUGAUAAAUAUGUUGAAAAGAUAUAUGGAAAUAUGGAUGAUAUAGCAUCUGUUUAAAUGUAAUCUUAAUAUAUAUUUAAAGAUUUUAAUAAUGGGUGGCUGAUAUAAGAUUGACAUAUAAAAUUAUCUUUGCAUCAGUUGGAAUAGCAUUUGCAAUUGGAUUAUUUUAUAUGUUAGUUAUGAGAUAUUGUGCAGGUACAUUGACAUGGACAGCCAUUUUUUUAUAUUUUGUUUGUAUUGUACUUUUUAUUAUUUAUCUAAACGAUAAAGCUAAUGCUUAGUAAAAUAAUUUUUAUUUAUGAUUUUAAUAGCAAGACUAGAGCAGCACUUAAUACAGCUUAAGGUAUAGCUGAUUCAGAUAACUAAGACUUGUAGACUUAUUAUGGUUUGAAAGGUUCUAUGAUUGGAAUGUGUAUAAUAGNACAUAUCUUAAAAGAUCUUUAUAGUGCCUUAAAUUGUAACUUAUUAGAAAUUAUAGUUGAUUUACAUUAAAUUUAUUAAAGUGAAUUGUAAUUUUUUAUAUUUUCAUUAUUUAUUCUAUCUAAAUACUUACUACUAAUGUCACAUAAAGAGGUUGAAAACUAACCAAUGCAUGGAAGUCCUCCAGAUUAGUAAUUGGCUGAAGGACCUAUAGAAAACCGUUAAUGUCGUGAUUUCAUUUGCUUAAUUUUAUUUGUUGGAGCAACUGUCGCAUUUGUUGUAAUUAUAUCAAUGGGAUUCAAUCAAGGGAAACCAGAAAGAUUAAGUUAUGCGUAAUAUUAAUAUUCUAAUGAUAGUUAUGACCCUAAUGGCAGAGCAUGUGGACAUGAUGAUGGAGUUUUUAAUGCUCCUUACAUCUAUUUAGUAGCACCUUUAGUAGGUUAUCUAAACAGAUCAGUUUGUGUUACUAAAUGUCCGAAUUGGCAGGAGGGAGGAAAAUAACCAACACGGUAAAACAAAAAUUUGAAUUUUAGUUUAGAAUGUGUUGUAAAUAAAGUUAUAACAAACUGUUCUGAAAGAUAUUCAUAUGAUGGAGUGACUGAUAUAAGAGAUUUCGAUACAAAUUAUUUGAUUAAUUCAGAUAAUUAUGCCAAUACACCAUCAGUUGAAAAAUUAUUUAACUAUUCAACAUUUAUUUAUAAUUCAACUAGUGUUUUAGAUAGAUUGUGUAUACCAGCAGGUGAUAAAUAUGUUGAAAAGAUAUAUGGAAAUAUGGAUGAUAUAGCAUCUGUUUAAAUGUAAUCUUAAUAUAUAUUUAAAGAUUUUAAUAAUGGGUGGCUGAUAUAAGAUUGACAUAUAAAAUUAUCUUUGCAUCAGUUGGAAUAGCAUUUGCAAUUGGAUUAUUUUAUAUGUUAGUUAUGAGAUAUUGUGCAGGUACAUUGACAUGGACAGCCAUUUUUUUAUAUUUUGUUUGUAUUGUACUUUUUAUUAUUUAUCUAAACGAUAAAGCUAAUGCUUAGUAAAAUAAUUUUUAUUUAUGAUUUUAAUAGCAAGACUAGAGCAGCACUUAAUACAGCUUAAGGUAUAGCUGAUUCAGAUAACUAAGACUUGUAGACUUAUUAUGGUUUGAAAGGUUCUAUGAUUGGAAUGUGUAUAAUAGGGGGAUUAUCUUUGUUAGGAUUGUUAUGUUACUUUAAUAGGAUUAGAAUGGCAAUUGCUGUUAUAAAGACAGCUGCAUUAUUUGUGAUGGAAGUACCCUCAGUUAUGUUAGUUCCUCCAGUUUUCUCUCUUUUAGUUAUGGGAUAUUGGGGAUUAUGGAUCAUUUCAUUUUUUUAUAUCUAUUCAAUGGGAGAUGUGAAAGGAAGUAGUGAUACACCUUUGGCUACAGUUGAAUGGAAUGAUAACAUACGUUAUUAUUUGAUUUAUCAUUUAUUUUAUGGAUUAUGGUCUAAUGCUCUUCUUUAGGCAUUCUCCUAAUUUAUUUUGGCAUCAUCUGCUUGUCUUUGGUAUUAUAUAAUAUUAAAUAUAUAGGUUUUAUUAACGUAGUGAUGGAUAAUUGAUUCAUUUUUAUGUUUUGGAAUCUGUGAAAAGAUCUAUUAUUUAUCAUUUUGGUUCAUUAAUUUUUGGUGCAUUAUUAUUGGCCAUAGUUCAAUUCAUUAGGUUUUGGUUAGAAUAUAUCAAUUAUUAAAUGAAAUAAUUUUAAGGAGAUCCAAAACAACCAAUGAAAUGUUUUAUAGAUUGUUUAAGAUGUUAUGCAUCUUGUUUUGAAAGAUUUGUGUCCUUUAUAAAUAAAAAUGCAUUUAUUUAGAUUGCUUUAACAGGAGAUAACUUUCUAACUGCAGCAAAGAAUGGAUUUUAUUUAGCUUGGAAUAAUGCAGGAUAGUUUGCUGUAACAUCUGGAAUAGGAAGUGUAUUUUGCACUCUAUGUAAAUUAUUUAUUGCAUUUUCUACAACUUUUCUAUGUUAUAUGAUUAUAACAACAUCUGAUGCUUAUAAAGAUUAAUUGAAUUCUCCAAUCGUACCCACAAUACUAUUCUUUAUUAUUUCAUAUGUGAUUGGAGAUCUUUUCAUGUCAGUUUAUGGAAUGUCAAUUGAUGCUAUUUUAUAAUGUUCAAUUACUGAAUUAGAAUUAAUUAAGGCAAAUCCUGGUUUAUUGAAGAAAAAUAGAGCCCCUUAACCUAUAUAAGACUUUUUGGAAGAACAUAAAAAAUAAUGA
Paramecium pentaurelia is the source of this 3237-nucleotide messenger RNA. NCBI's taxonomy places the organism in Eukaryota, Ciliophora, Oligohymenophorea, Peniculida, Parameciidae. The record is from the annotation of a GenBank genome assembly.